This is a messenger RNA of Entelurus aequoreus (snake pipefish), 1126 nucleotides long. RefSeq names its product ras-related protein Rab-8A. Gene Ontology annotation, biological process: protein secretion; cellular response to insulin stimulus; neurotransmitter receptor transport to postsynaptic membrane. Gene Ontology annotation, molecular function: GTPase activity; GTP binding. Gene Ontology annotation, cellular component: trans-Golgi network transport vesicle; plasma membrane; dendritic spine. Lineage: Eukaryota; Metazoa; Chordata; Actinopteri; Syngnathiformes; Syngnathidae. The transcript is spliced from 8 exons. Bases 117 to 737 code for a protein of 206 amino acids. The record is from RefSeq and is a predicted model, not a curated record.
GGGACUUCCGGUGUCUGACGGCCACAGAUGAUUGACAGUUGAAUUGACCAAUAGGCCGCUUGACAGGUGGUGACGUCAACAGGCGGGAUAUCCGUAGUAGUAAGCUAGCUAAUAACAUGGCGAAGACUUACGACUACUUGUUUAAACUACUUUUAAUCGGCGAUUCCGGGGUCGGGAAGACGUGUGUGCUCUUCAGAUUCUCAGAGGACGCCUUCAACUCAACGUUUAUCUCCACUAUAGGUAUUGACUUCAAGAUAAGAACAAUAGAAUUAGAUGGCAAGAAGAUCAAGCUACAGAUAUGGGAUACAGCAGGACAGGAGAGGUUCAGGACCAUCACAACAGCCUACUACAGAGGAGCCAUGGGCAUCAUGCUAGUAUACGACAUUACCAACGAGAAGUCCUUUGACAACAUCAAGAACUGGAUACGAAACAUAGAAGAGCAUGCCUCUGCAGAUGUGGAGAGGAUGGUCCUUGGGAACAAAUGUGACGUAAACGACAAGCGUCAGGUGUCCAGAGAAAAAGGAGAGAAGCUGGCCUUGGAGUAUGGUAUCAAGUUCAUGGAGACCAGCGCAAAGUCCAACAUCAACGUGGAAAAUGCCUUCCUGUCCCUCGCCAGAGAUAUCAAAGCCAAGAUCGACAAGAAGCUGGAGGGCAACAACCCACAAGGCAGCAGUCAAGGAGUCAAGAUCACGGAACAGCCCAAGAAGAGUAGUUUCUUCCGCUGCUCGCUCCUGUGAGGCAAGCGUCCACCGCCGCCAUGCACCAUCGCCUUAACUUUUGUCCCUCACUGGACACAACUGGACGGAGACAACUCUGAUCUCACGUAACGUCUUCCUCCCGCUCAGCCUCUUGCUUUUCUUUACCAGUCUUCCACCUGUACACGCUCAAUCAGAUACCUUCUGUACAUUUGACUGACUUUUAAGAACACAUUUACACCAUUAGCUUUUUCUACGGCGCUCCUGUUUUUCUUACAAAAAAGUGCCCGCUUAAGUCGACGUUGACGUAAAUUUGUUGAAGCCAAAGGGGGUCGUCUCUAUUUUCUGUUAUGUUGACAUGUGUUGUAGUUCUUCACUUGAUCAGCAACAUGACUACUCUGUUAUUGCACAACAUUAUCACAUGCACACAG